This is a messenger RNA of Striga asiatica, 1297 nucleotides long. Lineage: Eukaryota; Viridiplantae; Streptophyta; Magnoliopsida; Lamiales; Orobanchaceae. The record is from the annotation of a GenBank genome assembly.
CACACAUUCAUUAAUGUCAACACUAUCUUCCGAUGAAGAAGCCGGCGGCGGACAUCAUGAGUUUGAAGGGCCUUCCUCUUCUCGCCGGAGAACGAUGCCGGUGGUGGUGACGUGGCACCCGGCCGGGAUUUGGCCGGCGCCGUUUGUGGAAGCUCUUGCCUUUCGGGUCGCCGUGGAUGCCUCUCGUACUUCCGGCCGCCUUGCCGCCGCCCAAGCACUUUUCAAUAUUUUUCAAGUUUGUUCCACAUGGCGAGCAAUAUCGAAUUCGGAGCUCCUGUGGUACAACCUCUCCCGCCACAUUUGGGUUUCGGCCGACCUCGGCCGUCACCCCACGUGGCGGGACGAGUACAUCCACCGCCACCGUACCGCCGCCAAUUUCCACCUUUGUCGCCAUUCGCACGCCGCUCUCAACCUCCUCCCAGACGUGGGCCCCGUUGGCCGGCAGCCGUCCUGUCGGCGCCUGGCGCUCUCCGACCUCCACUUGGCCAUCGGCUUCUCCGACGGUGGGGUCCACAUCUUCCGCCUCCCAGACGGGCCCCACCUCGUCUCGGUGCUCUACCCACAGGGACACGACCGCCACAUGGGCCGAUUCUCGAGCUCUGUGUCCGGCAUCAUCUUGACUGAUGCUCGGCUCGUGUUCGCCACCCUAGACGGGGACGUGCACGUGUCGAGCCUCGAUGGUCCGAGCUUUCUACGACGGGCCCGAACGGGGGACGUCGUGAGCGACGGAGCGUUGAUCGACUUUUCGGGGAGGGGCCGGUGGUGGGUCGGCCUCUAUGCAGAGCUACUCUUUGUGGGCGGAACCCUAACAGACCCAGAGGCCUUGACAGGUUGGCACUCCCUGACGGAAAUGACCGACCCAAUCGGUAGCGUCCGUGUCACGGCCCAAGGACACGCAGUUGCAUGCACGUCACACAGAGUCAUCGCGUUCGACUUGCAAAACCAAGUAGCCACCGUCUCGGGUGACGAGCUGUCGAGGAGGGGCAUCGUUGUCGGCUCAUUCGACUCGAAUCACGAUUCUGUGCUCGUGGCCGAUGGCCGUGGUAGGGCCCACAUUCGUCGGGUGGUCGACUUGGGUGAGGUCAGUCGGUUUGCGGUUAGACGCGGGUCGGGUCGGAUGGGAAAAGUUCUCGGGUGCAUGAACGGCGGGUGUGCUGUGUUAUCGGUUGGUGGUGUGAUUAGGGUUUGGGGAAUAGAGAGUGGAGAGUAUUUGUAUAGUUUUAGAGAGAGGAUGGAGGAGUGCAGUGCCAUUGUUGCCAACGAGACGCGUGUGGUUGCGUGCUCGUCGGAUGGGAUC